Messenger RNA from Oryza sativa Japonica Group (Japanese rice), 834 nucleotides. NCBI's taxonomy places the organism in Eukaryota, Viridiplantae, Streptophyta, Magnoliopsida, Poales, Poaceae. The record is from RefSeq and is a predicted model, not a curated record.
AUGCCUCAGGAGCUCUCUAACGAUGCAGACCUCGACCUGCAGAGGUUUUUCCAACACGAAUCUGAACUGCAGGUUCUGGCAGGGUUUGUCAUGGAGGAUAACAAGGCGUUUGUACAUGUGAUUCGUCACAUGAGCAAGCUUAAAAAGGUCAAGAUAUGGCGCAAAGCCAACGCUGCUCCUGCCAAGGACCUAACUGAACAUUUAGUCGUCUGCAUUCAGAGGCGUUUACAGGGCAGCAGACCCCUUGAAUCCUUGUCAAUUGACUUCGGCGAUCUCUCCAUAGACUUCCUUGGUGAUCUGGCGCCGCCCUGUGCCCUCGAGUCCCUCAAGUUGCGAGGGGCUAUGAGCAGCUUGCCUGCCUUCUUCACAUCACCGGAGAAUCAACUAAGGGAGCUGCACCUUUGGUCAACUGGAUUGAGCGGGGAAGCCCUCUCUGCCCUACAAAACCUGCCUUACCUUGUCUAUCUGACGCUAAAAGAGGACCGUCGUGGAUUUUGGAGCGACACCUUUGCUGUGCAGAGCGGCGGAUUCCCAAGUCUUCGGCGGCUGCGCUUUCAGGCCGCCAUGCUUCCAAAAGUAGUAUUCGAACAAGGAUCCAUGCCCGAUCUCGCCGAUCUUCACCUGCUUUGUCCAGAAAUUUGCAGCUCCAUUUUUUUCUAUCGUUCUUUCGAUAUGCCAAGGAAUCUAAGGCUUGGUGUUUGGCACAUCGAAAACCUCGUCAGUCUUAACGACGUGGUACUCCAUCAUUCUGCUAGUGAGCAACAAUUGACGGCUUGGAAAGAUGCAGCAAGCGCACACAAGAACAGGCCCAAUGUGAGGAGGCAACCGCAAUAA